This is a messenger RNA of Pseudomassariella vexata, 987 nucleotides long. RefSeq lists its product as uncharacterized. Bases 1 to 987 code for a protein of 328 amino acids. The record is from RefSeq and is a predicted model, not a curated record. The transcript has 3 exons. NCBI's taxonomy places the organism in Eukaryota, Fungi, Ascomycota, Sordariomycetes, Amphisphaeriales, Pseudomassariaceae.
AUGCAUUCCUCCAGCUCCCCGGGUGAGACACAUACUACCGGCGAGUCCCCGCCGCCCGCCUCUCGGUCCGCCUCCAUCUCUCUGCAGGCAGCUGCCACAUUAAACGCUGGUCUUCAACAUGAGCCCUCACGACGUUCUUCGAGUAGUUCAUUAUCACGGCAUCGACAUUCGCCCAACGCCGGUCGUCGCCAAUCUGCCGUUCUCAUGAACCUCCAGCUCAACGACCCCGCCCGCCCUGGGCCUGGUGAAAUGGUGAACGAGGGGCACGCCAGUGGAUAUAGGGCAACCAGUCCAGGGUCUAUAACUGCGUCUCCCCUCUUAAGCGGAGGCGACCCCCAUCACAACCGGGCACCCAGUCUGGGCGAACUUCACCAAGAGCUCGAGGCCGAGCAAGAGGCACAGGUGAACCGUCUGUUGCAGAUGAUACGUCAACAACAACAGCAACUCCAGCAGCUUCAAGCAGCCCAGGGUCAGACCCAAAGCAGUGUUGCCGCCGAGGAUGCCCCGCCCAGCUCAGAGAGAUCCAAUUCGGCCAUCCAACACCAGAGCAGCGGAGGAAUUCCGCCACCUUCUCACCAUUCAUCACUAUCAACUUCGAUGCCGCGGUCUCCUGUCUUGUCCCACCCGCGCAGUUCCUUCGAUCGACGCUCCCGAACACCUAGCCGUGGGGCCUCGUCUCCCAGGAUGCGAUCCACCUCAAUUAGUAGCCAGAGCGGCGAGCAGUGGAUCCUCGGCGGUCGGGACGAAAGUGCAUUCUAUCAAGCCGAAACUCAGUCUAUGGUUCGCGAGAAUCAGAUGUUGCGCCACCGCAUUCGCGAACUAGAGCGCCAAUUGAGCGAGGCUCACGCUAAUGCUUCUGUUACGCGAGAACCAGCGCAUCCUUCUCAUCUCUUGCAAUCCACUUCGGCAUCCGAGGAAGACGGCACUGCAUCGGUCGCAACAGCGGUGCAACCGACAGCAGUCGCGGACACUCCGAAAGAGGAGUGA